Calidris pugnax (ruff) is the source of this 4113-nucleotide messenger RNA. It is a transcript of the gene PTGS2, whose product is annotated as prostaglandin-endoperoxide synthase 2 (prostaglandin G/H synthase and cyclooxygenase). Gene Ontology annotation, molecular function: heme binding; prostaglandin-endoperoxide synthase activity; oxidoreductase activity, acting on single donors with incorporation of molecular oxygen, incorporation of two atoms of oxygen. Gene Ontology annotation, cellular component: cytoplasm; neuron projection. The record is from RefSeq and is a predicted model, not a curated record. NCBI's taxonomy places the organism in Eukaryota, Metazoa, Chordata, Aves, Charadriiformes, Scolopacidae. The coding region runs from base 67 to 1878 and encodes 603 amino acids. Gene Ontology annotation, biological process: response to oxidative stress; cyclooxygenase pathway. The transcript is spliced from 10 exons.
CUGAGCUCUCGGCGCCGAGCACCAGCAGAGCCUGAGCUACAGCCCCGACAACAGCCCCGCCGGGACAUGAUCCUGCCCUGCGCCCUGCUGGCCGCUCUCCUGGCUGCCGGCCACGCAGCCAACCCUUGCUGCUCAAACCCCUGCCAGAACAGAGGAGUGUGCGUGACGACAGGAUUCAAUCAGUAUGAAUGCGACUGCACGAGGACGGGAUAUUACGGGGAAAACUGCAUGACACCGGAAUUCUUCACGUGGCUGAAGCUAACGUUGAAACCUUCGCCAAACACUGUCCACUACAUCCUCACCCACUUCAAAGGAGCCUGGAAUAUUGUCAACAACAUUCCCUUCUUACGAGAUGCUAUUAUGAGAUAUGUGUUAACAUCAAGAUCACACUUGAUCGACAGCCCACCAACCUACAAUAGUGAUUAUAGUUAUAAAAGCUGGGAAGCUUAUUCCAAUCUUUCUUACUACACAAGAAGUCUUCCACCAGUAGGACUUGACUGUCCAACACCAAUGGGUGUUAAAGGUAAGAAGGAGCUUCCAGAUUCAAAACUGAUCGUGGAAAAGUUUUUGCUAAGGAAAAAAUUUAUUCCUGACCCACAAGGCACAAAUGUGAUGUUCACAUUCUUUGCCCAACACUUCACUCAUCAGUUCUUUAAGACGGACCACAAAAAAGGACCUGGCUUCACCAAAGCUCUUGGCCACGGGGUUGACUUGAACCAUAUUUAUGGAGAGACUCUGGAGAGACAACUUAAGCUGAGACUUCUAAAAGAUGGAAAGCUAAAAUACCAGAUGAUUGAUGGAGAAAUGUAUCCACCAACGGUGAAGGACACUCAGGCAGAAAUGAUCUACCCUCCUCACGUACCUGAACACUUGCAGUUUUCUGUCGGGCAGGAGGUGUUUGGUUUGGUCCCAGGCUUGAUGAUGUAUGCCACAAUAUGGCUGAGGGAACACAACCGGGUCUGUGACAUCCUGAAACAGGAGCAUCCAGAGUGGGAUGAUGAGCAGCUGUUCCAGACCACUAGACUCAUAUUGAUAGGAGAGACAAUCAAGAUUGUUAUUGAGGACUAUGUACAACACUUGAGUGGCUACCACUUCAAACUCAAGUUUGAUCCUGAGCUGCUGUUCAACCAGCGAUUUCAGUACCAGAACCGAAUUGCAGCUGAAUUCAACACUCUCUACCACUGGCAUCCGCUUCUGCCUGACACGUUCCAGAUACACGACCAAGAGUACACUUUCCAGCAGUUCCUCUACAAUAACUCUAUAAUGGUGGAACAUGGCCUUUCCCAUAUGGUGAAAUCUUUCUCCAAGCAAAGUGCUGGCAGGGUGGCUGGUGGGAAAAAUGUUCCUGCUGCAGUACAGAAAGUAGCAAAGGCUUCAAUUGACCAAAGCAGACAAAUGAGAUAUCAGUCCUUGAACGAGUACAGGAAACGCUUCAUGUUGAAACCAUUCAAAUCAUUUGAAGAACUUACAGGAGAAAAAGAAAUGGCAGCUGAGCUGGAAGAGCUUUAUGGAGACAUUGAUGCCAUGGAGCUGUACCCAGGCCUUCUGGUAGAAAAGCCACGACCAGGUGCCAUCUUUGGUGAAACGAUGGUGGAGAUUGGAGCACCGUUCUCGCUGAAAGGACUGAUGGGAAAUGCUAUCUGCUCCCCUGAGUACUGGAAGCCUAGCACCUUCGGUGGAAAAGUGGGCUUUGAAAUAAUCAAUACUGCCUCCUUACAGAAGCUCAUCUGCAACAAUGUGAAAGGCUGUCCUUUCACUGCUUUCCACAUCUUAAAUCCUGAACCCACAGAGGCAACUAUUAAUGUUAGUACCUCAAAAACAGCAAUGGAAGAUAUCAACCCCACACUACUACUGAAAGAGCGAUCUGCUGAGUUGUAAAAACCCACCUAUUUAUUUAUUUAACUACCUAAUUUAUUCUAUUUAUGGUUUAAAGUGUUUCAAAACAAAAAACUUGAGCAUCUUUGUUGUGGGGGUUACCCUGGAUUCCUUACUUGGGUAAGGUUUCCACUUACAAAAGGGAUUUUCUGUGUUUGAGCUCUACAGUGGUGAAUCCCUUGUUUAAAGUCUUCUGUAACAGAACUAUGUAUUCCAAAGUGGACAAAGAUUCCAACUUUUUUUAAUGUUGUUUUAAUACUUGACAAAGGGGGUUGGUGUUUUGGGGUUUUUUUGUUUUCACUUGAUAGCUCACAUAACACUACAAAAAUGAGUUAUUGCCUCAGCAAUUUAUUAAAUUUGAAAAUGGGCAAAUGAACUAAAAGUAAAAGAAAAAUUUGACUUGAUGAAAACUGCCAGAAAAGAUAAUGAAUUCAGUAUAAGCACUCCAAGAUUAACAAAAAAAAAUACUUGAAACUCCCUUAUUUAUAUAAAAGUCAGAAAAUGCAUUGCAUUUAUUGUUGAUACUACCUCUCCCUCAUUGCAAGCAAGGCACUUUGUAUAGUAACUUAUGUGUUCGGUUUUUUUAUGUGUAAAUCUAUUUUCAUGUGGCAUUAUACUUUAAUUUAAUUAUUUAAAGAAAAUAGAACUUCUCUUGGAUCCCACUUGUUUUUUGAAGCGUAUGUACUGAGCUUAGAAAUAACCGACUCUCAGGCUGCAAUACAAGGCUGCUUGUACUUUCAUACAGAUGUUUCAUUGUUGAAGUUUGGGGAGGUCUUAACCUUAGUCCAAAGUGUUGGUGUUUAUUUUUAUAGCUGUAGUCCUCUGGUCUACUUGUUAGUAUGACUUUUAAUCUCUGUCACUUUAAGGACAAACAGACAGUAUGGCUUUAGUGAAGAAUGUGACUAUAGUAUAGCUUUGUGUACCCAAAACACAGAGAUUAUUGGGAAAUAGUGAAAACUGGGAAACUGUGUAAACAUACACAGUAGAGAAAUGAAUGCAGAAUAGAUCUAGCAAAACUUCAAGGCACCGAGGCUUGGAAGGUUGCUUAUAGCUGUGUACGCAAGCCAUACUUGUUACUUACAGUUGUAUUUAAUGGGGGAAGGAGGGAUAAUGUUUUGUUUUUAACUUAUAAACAGAGGCAUUUUAAGUAAGUGACUGGCUAGCCAGCACAAAAUCUCCUAGACAUAUGCAUCCUGGUCCAGCACCAAAAUAUGUAUUCUCAUCGGGGCACAUAAGAAGUUACACAGGAUUUUGUAGCAGCACUUUGCAUAUAAGGGUAUCUUUUUUUUAAUUUCUAGAGAGGAAAUGUAGAAGAUGAUCUUCCCAUAAAAACAGCUGGGGAACUAUAGGUAAAAAGAAAAAGUCACUUCAGACGGGAAUAGAGCAGCAACCUGGUAUUCUGUGCCCCUGCCCAAAAUUCCUUGACUACUUGUGGAAAAGGACUUGAGUUUUAUAUUUCUUCUGAAUCUCUCAAACGUUCGUAGAGGCUCGUGCAUUGUAACGGCUAUGGCGGUAGUGUAGUUUGACUGUGACUUCUUUUUCUGUUGAUUUGUUUAGAGACACGGAUUACCUUAUGUUGUGUAAGUUUGUAGUCGUUAGCAUGAAUAGCUGAAUUGAGAUCUCCUGCAGCAAUCAAUACCAGUGACUGAUUUUAGGUGGUCUCUGGUAUGAGUGCUUUGGGAGAAAGAAAGACAUUUGUUUUCCUUCUUUCUAUUUAAAGCAUGAAGAAGGGAAAAAAAACUUUAAUAACCUUGUAUUAAAGGUGGUCAUUGAUAUGUAGGCUACUUCAAGUAGUGAAAACUACGUGGCCACUUGUCAAACAUGUCGUUGUCGUUCAGAUCUAUCUUUGGAACAUGCUUCUUCAGAGCACCCUUCUGUCAUUAACAAGGAAAAGUUAGCUUAGCUUUAGAGUCAAAGGGAGACAAGCCUGGACACAUCAAGUUAUUUUGGGGUAGGUAAAGAGGAAUUCCUCAGACCAUGUCACUUGAGUUAAGCUUUCUGAAAAGUAUCAUGUUCACUCUGCAUUUUGUACUUUGCAGCUGCAUUUCAACAGCCACUUACCUGUGACCCAACCUGCUGGGUUUGGCUGGGUUCAUGUUGCUCAUGAUAAACAUGUAUGUUUGAGAUUUAUUUAUUUAAAAUCCCGUGAAUUGUUUUUCACUUUAUUUUUGUAGGUCAAGAAUGUUUUUAAAAUGCAAUUGUUUAUACAAAUAAAUUGAAAACAUUAUCUGUAUGGGC